This is a messenger RNA of Ectocarpus sp. CCAP 1310/34, 1303 nucleotides long. Lineage: Eukaryota; Phaeophyceae; Ectocarpales; Ectocarpaceae. The record is from the annotation of a GenBank genome assembly.
UCUCUCGAGUGCGACCCGGAGUGGUUGUUUCUGCGUUUGUAUUGACGACAGGAAGGUCACCCCGGCGGCGAUGCAGGAGGCCCGCCGCCUGUUGGAGAACCCCCGCGAGUUGCACGGUCUCCGGAACAAGGCUCUGGACCACCCCCGAGUCUGCCGGGGCACCAGAUCGGCGGAGGACCUCGACCGCCAACAGCUCCGCAACCUGGCCGCCACCCUACCCGACAACGGCCUUGUCAAAAUCCUCAGGUUCUCCCUCGGCGACCUUGCGGGCGCUAGAGAGAGCGUGUGCCGAGGCGGAGCUGCAGGGGCCGGUGGAGUUGAGCAAAUUCGUCGGCGACCGGGGUGUCGAUGCGCCGGUAGUUCACGACCUCCCGGCGUUCGCCGGCGACCCGGCUGCCUGGACAGCUCCGAUCCUCUUGGAAGCAGGGGAUGUGCCUUCAGAGCUGGCGUCGGUUGGGAGGCGGAAGGCGUUUCGUCUACUGGGGCCGCCCACCAGAGCACGGCUCUCCGCGACGCCAAAGCUCUGGAGAGCACCGCGCGGGGGGACCUGGAGCUGCAUCGAGCAUGCCCCAACGGGGGAACGGUCACCGACACGCGCGUCGGCGAGAUGAUGCUGGAUUUUCUAUGCGAAGCGAUCGAGAUUCACGCCGCGGCGAACGGAGGGCCUACGGUGAACGGCAUGCGGCGGUGUGACGAGCUGGAGGAGGCGCGCGACCAGGGCUUCCCCAAAUCCGCGAGGUGGCGGGGCGCGUGGGGCGGGAGGUUCGGGGCAAAAACGUCCGGACCCGAGACAACUGCGCCGCUGGAGGUGAACGGCAUCCGGCGAUGUGACGAGCUGGAGGAGGCGCACGACCAGGGGCUUCUCGAAAUCCGCGAGGUGGCGGGGCGCGUGGGGCGGGAGGUUCGGGGCCAACACGUCCGGACCCGAGACGACUGCGCCGCUGGAAGUAACGCAAGCUGGACCGGCCGCUCGCAGGGGGUCAACGAGGAGGAGGCCGAGGCAGCCAAGCGGGAGGCUAAGGCGGUCCAUGCUCCGGCGCCGGAGGAGGAGAAAGCCAAAACGGCGCAAGCCUUUGGAGCAGCGACCAACCGCGUGGAGAUGGCCAAGACCGCCAAGAAGUGCCGGGGCACGGGCGGUAAGAUUGCCGCCGGCGUUGCAUUCGUUCGGACCGGGAUCCUAUUCGUUGUGCAUAUGCUGUUGCUGCUGUUCUGGGUCGUUGAUGUUGAUGAUGUUAAUGAUGAUGAUGCUAAGAGGGCCUUGCUCAAGAACGAUUUCGGUUGACUCCUUGCACCAGACCGCCCC